GCUUUGUGUGCAUCUCCUGGACAAGACCAGUGAAUUUUGGCUCCCAUUUUGUUUAGAUCCGUUGAAUCAUCUUUCCAACCCCAGAAAACAUCGUACUUUUUUUUGUCCCGUCUCCCUAAGACACUUUAUUCACCACGCUGAGACUCAAUAUAGCUUUCUUUUAACCCUUCUCAAGCAUAGUUUGUGCUGCAUAUCGCUUUUUGUGUCCCCUCCGAACACAACUCUAAAACCAGACAUCUGUGUGCCUCUUAUAUUGGCUCUCCUGCUCUCAGUUUAAACACUACAUUAAAAGUUUUUGUCCAAGAUGCCCAGAUUUUUGGCACUUCUCGGGACGGUGUUCCAGAUCGCCGCCCUCGUCUUCCUUAUCCUUGCAACGCUUUCGUCUCCGGUCACAAGAACGUUUAGCCUUGCUAAUGACAGUCAAUUCACCUACGGUGUUUUCGGCUACUGCUCCGUCGCUACUUCGACCAAUGCUGUUUCCUGCUCCAAGGCAGCAGCCUCGUACCGGCCGUCUCAAUUGGGGACGACUUCUGACUGGCUCUUCAAGUCGGGGGCAAGAGACACCUUGGCCAAGAUGUUAAUUGUUACCCCAAUCGCUGCUGGUAUGACCUUAUUUUCCAUGUUAUGGAACACUAUUUGUGUGUUUUCUGGUGCCACCAAGGGUUCCGGGGCCUGGAUUGUUGGUCUCAUCCUUGCUGUUCUCGUUACUGUUUCGACCAUCUUUGCCACCCUCGUCGUGGUAUUUUUGUUCCAUCCUCAUUUGACCUGGAGUGGCUGGAUUUUAAUCGGAUGCUCCGUGUUGAACAUACUAGCCAUUAUUAUCUUUGCCUUGUUUGCGUUCCCCCGUGAAGACGACAACGACAACGAGUCACUCGGAGACUUGACUCCACUUGGAAAGACAGAACCGGACUAUGUGUUUUCCUCUGGCCCUGAUACCGGCUAUCAGGCUAAUAACUUCCCGCCGCCAAAGCCAUACCUGCCACUCUCGGGUGAGGCCAAGGAGGAUGCAUACGACGUUGACACCUCUAGGAUGGACACCAACUCGACGUACGUUUCAAACAAAUCUGUAGGUGGCAGCCAACAUGCCGAAAAACCGGCCGUUCCAGCCACCGCCAGCGUCGAUCACAGCGCCUACUCUCAGAGCGAAGCCCAGUUUGGGUUUUUGAACCACCCUGACCCACCUCUGCAGCCACCGGUUUCCAGAGGCUUAGACCAGUUCGGCGACUACAACGCGAUUGGCACACCGACAAACGCAGUGGGUCUGUUUGAAGACGAGGAAAGAGAUCAUAGAUUGCCAAUCACCUCGCACACCACCGACUCUACUGAUUCUGACUUUACCAGCAUCUCACAGCGUGCCAUUAACCCGCGCUACUACCGUGGUGGUCAGCAGGCUCCUCCUCAAAUCCUCGAGCGGCCUGCCUAUGGCUAUCAGCCUCAACUGGCACCACCGCCAAAUUUCCAGCAAGGCUAUGGUCCUCCCCAGUCGCAGCAGUACUCGCGUACACAGCAGCAGUCACCGAGACACAAACAGCCGACAAUCUCCGACGUUGUUCUUAACAACAACCCAGACUUCAACAUCGGCGGUGUUACAGGGCGCAAGUCCAAACCGGCCCCUUUACUGCACCCUCAGAACAGGCAAAGGAUGCGGGAUAGCAUUCCUGCCGCUUCCGCAAUUUCAGACGGGCCGUACCGUUCGUUCAAUUAGGCUCUAACGCUGUCUAGAUUUCAACGUAGACUUUGGGGGGGAUUCUGUUACUUUAUUUUUAUUUUCACGAGGCUCUGUGGAGUUUUUUUUUUCCUGCUUUUCUUUUUCUUUGUAUCAUACUUUCGCCGUCUGAUAGACUUCAUCUUCGGUCUGUUCUAUACACUCUUGGUUUAAUGUGAAUUAGGAUCUAUCUCAAUGCUAACGUAACUUAUGCUAGGACCUGGGGAAAGUUUUCCGGGUUCACAUGAAUAAGGAAGGAUGAAUGGUCCUGAAAUGGUUAACGUUUCGGGGUCCUGGCGACGGAGAAUGCUGCGCGCUCCACUUAACAUUGCCUGGAGUUGUAAUAUCCUGGCCAAAGAUCUCCGUCGGGACUCACU
Babjeviella inositovora NRRL Y-12698 is the source of this 2082-nucleotide messenger RNA. RefSeq names its product Srd1p (gene SRD1). The record is from RefSeq and is a predicted model, not a curated record. Gene Ontology annotation, cellular component: cell division site; growing cell tip; plasma membrane. The transcript has a single exon. Bases 305 to 1705 code for a protein of 466 amino acids. Lineage: Eukaryota; Fungi; Ascomycota; Pichiomycetes; Serinales.